Messenger RNA from Geosmithia morbida, 489 nucleotides. RefSeq names its product diphosphoinositol-polyphosphate diphosphatase. Gene Ontology annotation, cellular component: nucleus; cytoplasm. The transcript is spliced from 2 exons. Gene Ontology annotation, biological process: adenosine 5'-(hexahydrogen pentaphosphate) catabolic process; diphosphoinositol polyphosphate metabolic process; diadenosine pentaphosphate catabolic process. The record is from RefSeq and is a predicted model, not a curated record. The coding region runs from base 1 to 489 and encodes 162 amino acids. Gene Ontology annotation, molecular function: bis(5'-adenosyl)-pentaphosphatase activity; diphosphoinositol-polyphosphate diphosphatase activity; bis(5'-adenosyl)-hexaphosphatase activity. Lineage: Eukaryota; Fungi; Ascomycota; Sordariomycetes; Hypocreales; Bionectriaceae.
AUGUCUGGGUCAAAGGACAAUGGCUCGAGCAGUCGUUCCAUGACCUCCAGGACUGGACGGAGCAAUCAACGUUACAACAAAGCUGGCGAACGUCUCGUCGCCGGAGUCGUCCCCGUAACCCCCGACCUCAACUACGUCCUCCUGAUCCAAUCGACUCGCCGCAAGGGCUGGGUCCUUCCCAAGGGUGGGUGGGAGACGGAUGAGACAUGCGAGGGUGCCGCCACCCGGGAAGCCUGGGAGGAGGGUGGCAUCACGAUCAAAAUCGACUACACCCUCGAUGAAAUUGAGGAGAAGCGUCCUCCCAAGAGCAGCAAGGAACGGGCCAGAUACUACUUCUACCAGGCCACAGUACUGGAAGAGUUCAGUGAAUGGCCUGAGAGGCAUAAGCGUGAGCGCAAGUGGUUUACCUACUCCGAGGCCGUCCAGGCUCUAGAGUCUCGGCCCGAGCUCCAAGAAGCACUCGAGAGGUCUACACUCAACCGUCUAUGA